Sceloporus undulatus (fence lizard) is the source of this 1352-nucleotide messenger RNA. RefSeq names its product leucine rich repeats and transmembrane domains 1 (gene LRTM1). Gene Ontology annotation, molecular function: protein binding. The record is from RefSeq and is a predicted model, not a curated record. NCBI's taxonomy places the organism in Eukaryota, Metazoa, Chordata, Lepidosauria, Squamata, Phrynosomatidae. Gene Ontology annotation, cellular component: membrane. Gene Ontology annotation, biological process: regulation of presynapse assembly; positive regulation of synapse assembly; axonogenesis. The transcript has 3 exons.
AGGUCAUGAUUUCUAUGUUACAGCUGUCCAGCUCAGGUUGACAGACACUCUGCAAGGCCUGCUGAUUGAAGAAGAGAGGCAGAGAAAAUCUCGGUGGUUAGCAGAGCAACCGUCAAUGAAUUGUGAAAAGGGACCCGAUCAAAGGCAGAAUAAUACCAUUUAGAAAGCUUCCAUUGGGAGAAUUUUUUUUUUAAUGACUGUGCGUUGAUGCAUAUUCAGUAGUGGUCCUAACCACUAUAGUAACUUUGUUAGAGAGAGUUAUUGCCUCACAUAAAACUUGAAUGGACCGUUCUGCAAGCUGAACAUGUUAAAAGCAAUCAUGAAAGGUUCAUUGCUAUUCAUAUCAAGUGUCAUCAUACUAACAGAUAUGGUGAAUGGUUGUCCUCCAAAAUGCCUCUGUUACCAGUUUUCAAAGACAGUGGACUGCAGAAAUCGAGGACUUACUGAAGUUCCUAUGCACUUGCCUGCUGGAACUCAAAUAUUACUUUUAUCAAAUAAUCACAUUCAGAAAAUCAGUCAACAUGUUUUCACGGACACAUCAGCUCUCAAAAUUCUGGAUUUAUCUAAUAAUUCCAUCUCAGGUCUAUUGUCUGGAACAUUCAAGGAACUGCAAAACCUACAGAUUCUAAACCUCACUAAGAACUUCAUUGGAUAUGUGGAUGACAAGACCUUUAGUUCCCUUCCACGCCUAAAAGAACUGGAUUUAUCAUCUAACAAUAUCUUAAGUCUGCCUGGAACUUUAGGAAAUAACACAGGGCACAUAACUUUAUUGUCUCUGAAACAUAAUAAACUCCAAAAGGUAGACAAGCUUUUAUUGGAAUCACUUCCAAAUCUGAAAGUAGUCCUUUUCAAAGGUAACCUCUGGCAGUGCAAUUGUCAAGUCUUUGGCCUUAAACUGUGGUUGGAAAGUUUUUUGUAUAGAGGAGGAAUUAGUGAUGGUGUAAUAUGUGCAUCACCUGAAAAUCGGAAAGGAAAAGACCUCCUCAAAAUUCCUUAUGAGUUGUAUGGGAUCUGCUCUUCUACAGCUUCUCAAGUUCACCAGGCCAAUAUUCAUCAUUAUUCUGAGCACAGAGGUUCUCUGAAGCACGGCCAUUCCAGUGAACAUGGCGGAGAUGGCAGCCGCUCACAUUGUGAACCUAAACCAAAGCCACGUCCUGUGAGCUUGCGACAUGCAUUGGCCACUGUCAUAAUAACUGGAGUAAUCUGUGGGAUUGUGUGUCUCAUGAUGUUGGCUGCUGCUGUCUAUGGCUGUGCUUAUGCAGCCAUGACUGCAAAAUAUCACCGGGAAAACUCAUCCCCUGGCAAAGAGAAGGGGAAUCAUGGCGGAGAAAGAACCAUAUGAGAGUUUAUUG